Endocarpon pusillum Z07020 is the source of this 2265-nucleotide messenger RNA. RefSeq lists its product as uncharacterized. Gene Ontology annotation, molecular function: ATP binding; ATP hydrolysis activity. NCBI's taxonomy places the organism in Eukaryota, Fungi, Ascomycota, Eurotiomycetes, Verrucariales, Verrucariaceae. The record is from RefSeq and is a predicted model, not a curated record. The transcript has 4 exons. Bases 1 to 2265 code for a protein of 754 amino acids.
AUGGAGUCGGAAAUCCGAUCUCAGAUACCCAACAUUGAUCAUGUCGUCUCUGAGUACACCGUGGGAUAUCUUAAUCACGCUUCAAAACUGUAUUUUUCGGAUGAGGAUGCAUCUGCUCAAUCACCACUAACAGAGGCAUUGGAGACUAUAACUACAUUGCUUGUUUCCGCAUCCGGGAAUUUUGACAAGCAAAAUGAGACCUCGAUCCGCGAUUUGGUUGAGAGGUUCAUUUCCAAGCUAAGUUCUGCUGAUGACGGGGAUGGCGAGAGACGACAAAGGCCCUUGGCGGCCAAAAAAUUGGAGCAGGCUAUCCAAGUCAGCUCGCAAAGGAAUGUGUCUUCCACAUUAGGAUUGACCAGCGGCGGAGUUGACCUAGAAGCUACUAAUGCGCGAAAGGUUGAAUCUAAGGUCGAUAAGAAGAAGCUUGAAAAGGCAGAGCGGAAGAUCCGUGCCAAACAGGACAAAAAAGUGAUGAAGAACGUCGAAUACGAGGCUUCGAGGCUCCUUGACCAACCGGACAGCACGCAAUCGUACGAGGAGUUCUUCAUGCAAGUCAAUCCACUUCAACUAGGCAAGGACUCGCAAACCAAAAGCAAAGACAUAAAGGUGGACAGCAUCGACGUGUCUAUCUCGGGCAAGCGUAUCCUAACUGAUACGUCGCUUACACUUGCGUACGGGAGAAGAUAUGGUCUAGUCGGUCAGAACGGUAUCGGUAAAUCGACUUUGCUGAGGGCACUGAGCAGAAGAGAAGUGGCAAUCCCCACACAUAUCUCCAUUCUCCAUGUUGAACAGGAGAUAAAUGGGGACGACACUCCUGCGUUGCAAGCCGUCCUCGAUGCCGAUGUUUGGCGGAAGCAUCUGCUGGCGGAGCAGGAAAAAAUAUCGAGAAAACUCGCAAAAUUGGAGACCGAGAGAAGCUCCAUGGCCGAUACCUCGAAAGAUGCUCUCAGACUUGACUCAGAGCGAGAAGGUCUGGAUACUACGUUGAGCGAUAUCCAUGCUAAGCUGGCCGAAAUGGAAUCAGACAAGGCAGAGCCUAGGGCUGCUAGUAUUCUUGCUGGCUUAGGUUUCUCUACAGAGCGGCAGCAGUAUCCGACAAAGACAUUCUCGGGCGGUUGGAGAAUGAGGUUAGCACUGGCGCGUGCCCUCUUCUGCGAGCCAGACUUACUACUUCUCGAUGAACCGUCCAAUAUGUUGGAUGUGCCUUCUAUUACCUUCUUGUCCAACUACCUACAAACAUAUCCGAGCACCGUACUGGUAGUCUCUCACGACAGAGCAUUCCUCAACGAAGUUGCUACUGAUAUCAUCCAUCAACAUUCAGAACGCUUAGACUACUACAAAGGAUCGAAUUUCGAUUCAUUCUACGCUACCAAGGAAGAGCGAAGAAAGAAUGCCAAGCGAGAGUAUGAGAAUCAGAUGGCACAGCGAGCUCAUCUACAGGCCUUCAUCGACAAAUUUCGCUACAACGCUGCUAAAUCAUCAGAAGCACAGUCCCGCAUCAAGAAGCUGGAAAAGAUGCCUCUUCUCGAGGCCCCGGAAGCCGAGUACACAGUGCAUUUCAAGUUUCCAGAUGUGGAAAAGCUGUCUCCUCCGAUCAUCCAGAUGACAAAUGUCGCGUUUGGCUACACUCCGGACAAGCUACUUCUUCGAAAUGUGGACCUGGACGUGCAGUUAGACUCUCGAAUCGGCAUUGUCGGACCCAACGGUGCUGGUAAGACCACAGUGCUCAAGCUCCUCAUCGGUGCACUACAACCAACCUCUGGUCUGAUUUCCCAGAAUCCACGACUACGCAUCGGCUUCUUCGCUCAGCAUCACGUCGAUGCAUUAGACAUGGCGACUUCGGCCGUAGGCUUCAUGUCUAAGAACUACCCUGGCAGAACUGACGAAGAGUAUCGUCGCCAUCUCGGCGCAUUUGGCAUCACCGGCAUGACCGGUCUUCAGAAGAUGGACUUGUUGUCAGGAGGUCAAAAGUCCCGUGUGGCAUUUGCAUGCCUCUCGCUUACCAAUCCGCACAUCCUCGUCCUUGAUGAGCCGUCCAACCAUCUCGAUAUAGAAGCUAUGGAUGCUCUAUCACUAGCUCUGAACCAGUUUGGAGGUGGCGUCCUUAUGGUCAGUCACGAUGUGACAAUGCUGCAAAAUGUCUGUACCAGCCUCUGGGUUUGUGAUAACGGGGUGGUGGAGAAAUUCCCGGGCGAUGUCAAGGCAUACAAAAAGAAGAUCACUGCCCAGGCGAAUGAGGCCGGCGUCGUCCAGAAACAAGUUUAG